CCCAAUAAUCGAGUGAAGCUUGCCAUGACGUCGAACAACCUAUCAAUUUCGAUUGGAGACAGGCCAGACGAAAAGAACCCUCUAACUAAAUUUGUAACGUACGUACUACAAUUUUUAUGUGAGCCGGCGCCUGAAAAUAAUUGAUCUAUACUUGUUUUGCUUGCAUGUACGAGUACGAGUACGUAUCUAUCUACAACAUUUCGGUGACCCGCGUUACUUUAUUGGAUACCAGUAGAAACGUACGGCAACCCUCCCCCUUCGGAAAAGUUUACAGAGGAGGAAGAAACAUUGUGUCCGACAUCAUCGUCUCAGGAGAGAUUGUGACCUUGGUAUCUUCGAUCUUGUACAGUCUAUCCCGAGGAUCUAACUACCAAAGCUUCUUGAAAGAGACAAAGGCUGCCUCUUUGGUUCGCCGAUUCCCUAUAUCGGAUCCAAGACGACAACACAUCCUUUAGCGUAUCUCCGGAGAGAUUAUUCGUUACAUAGAGAAACGAUUAGAGAAUACAUAUUGGCGUGGUAUUGGAUGCCUCGAACAGUAGUUCCGACCAUAUAGCAUCACUUAGUUUUGGCGAUGGCGGCUGGUGCUGAGUGUACGCAGGAGGGUACCGGCAUUGGAGUGGAGAAGUCUCUAGCCGUCACAGAUACUGAAACAAUGCAAAGCACGCCAUCAACCACCACCACAAGCAAGCCAUCGACAGGAGAGAACAACGAACAUCAAUCCCAGACCCAACCUCUGGAUGCAGCAGCAGCAUGUAUGUCGAGUACGAGGACUAAUGUUGUUAUGGAACCAUCAGUGGAACCAGCAAAUAAACGCAUUAAGCUAGAGGACGGUGUAGCAACUGAAGUCCCCAUUGGUACAGCAACACCGCUUGCUGGUAAUACUUCAGAGCAGUCGGCAGAUAUCCAAACGAAUGAUCGAACUCCGAUACUGACAACGACAUCGAUAUCGAUAUCUUCAUCCAUUCAGAAACCCUCUUUACCUCUGGGGUCAACGACCAAGCCAGCGGUCGUAAAAUCAGAAUCAAUGCAUGGUAAUCAAGAUACUUCGACUACAACUGGCGCAGCCACUAUAGAUCCAGGUAGUACCACAAAGCCGCGGCACGCGCCAACUCCCAAGCCAGCAGCAGCAGCACAACCUCAACAGCAGCCUCAAGAAAUCAAGCCACCAGUUAUGGGUUCGGUUUGCCCAUCGGCAACUACGCAACUCCCAAAAAAUAUACCCGUGAAAGAUGAGGCAUCCUCUUCAAAUAAUAGUCAAGGGGGAACUACUUCUGUCGUUACGGCAUCUGACGAGUCGCUACCACAAAACACUAGCAAUUCAGAUAAUAGAAGCAGCAAUUCUUCGCACGAAUCUCUGCAAGAGUCUACGGCAACUGCAGUCACGAAUAGCACUUCAGCUACUUCAACGACGACGAGGCCACCCAAUGCUUCUAAUGGAGCGACUCUGCCAGCUUCAGCGGCUACCAUUCGCCCGGUUGCACCGAUACCUCCUCCAACACAAUUAUCUAAUCGUGCCACUACUGCUCUUAAAGAUCCACCUUCGUCUACGACGAUACCUCCCGCUGCUAGCAAGCCCACACCCGUAAGAACUCAGGUUGCGCCAUCCCAGACGACGACUGCAACCCUAGCGUCGCAUACGAUAGCGGGUGUACCGAACAGCAGGGAGGUGCCCCUGAAAUCACUCAAUUUCAGACAUUUGCGCAUCAAGUAUCUUGGAGAACUGGAGUACAUGCUCCGAGAAUUUCGGAAACUGGAGCGACAACUGUUGGGGGCCAAAGGUGCACAACAACUCGAGGAAUCACAGGGGUCACGUGAACGACGAGAGAAAUUGCAUUCCUUCAUUCUGCAUUUGGAGGACACAAUUCGACAAAUUGAACUGGGAUGCAAAUUGGAAGGAGAGGGAAAGUCUGCCACUACAGAAAAUAGGAACGUCGCUGCCGGUUCUAUCGGUGGUGCUGUUAAUGCAUCAAAUACUGCGAAUGAUGGAAGUGCGUUGGCAAAUGCUACCUUGGAUAAGGCUGCUAGAGAAGCAAAAAAACAAAUGGCAGAAGAAUCGGCACUCUCUAACUUAACGAAAGAGAAAGAAGAAGAGGAAACUGUUCAAAAACUUGAGGAGCACAUCCUCGCUAAUCUUUUACCCGUAAAGGUUCGCCUUAAAAAACAACUGGCAGCGCAGCAAGGGGCUACUCAAAAUCCACCAGGAAUGCCUGCAAGACGAGGAAGUAUGCAGCCAUCGUCUGCAGCUAGGGGAAAGGGGACUUUUGUAGAGGCGGUAGAAAAAAAACGCAAACACGCCGAGUCGUUGCGUCUGGCCGCACAAGCUCAACACGAACGACAAGUUCGUAGUGUGACAGAUCCUACUCAAUUUGGAAAACCCUUAAGUGGCGUGGGGUCUUCUCUUACCAAAAAAUUGCAUGGAUCUACACUCGGAUCGAAGCAACGGCGGACUGGACAUGGAGUCGGUUCCAUAUCAGCACCCCAAGAUCGAUCGGAACGGAAGAUAUUGCAUGCGGGCAUGGUUCCAAAGAGUUCUCAGCAAGAGUCUGGAUUGUCUGCGGCAUCGGGAGUCCACGAGAUCGUAACAUCACAAAGUCAAAAGAACAAUCCGAAGACAAUUAAUAAAUCUAUUCCCACAUCAGCGAUUCCAGCAGCAGCUAUGGCCGAUAAAGCUAAACCUGCGCAAACAUUUCAAGCUGAGGCAAAAAACACCACAUUAGCGGCGAAACCGAAGCCAGCUAUUGACCCUAAGGCAGAACCUGCAACAACAGCAGUAUCAGGAGCAAGCACCUCUGAUACCGUCAAAAAAAGCAGACCUUUAGAUCAUAGCACUACUGCUCCCAUGAGUGAAGAAGAUAAACUGAAAUUCAAAAAACACAGAAGACUAAGGAAGCUGAAGCGAUUGAAGAGAAGGAGGGAACGCGAGCUCGCGAGGCAACAGCAAUCAAAAACUCAACAACAAAUCCCUAACAGCUCUCAAUCAGCCGCAAGUCCCAACGCGGUGCGAAAAAAACCUGGUCACUGUAAGCCCGGCCAAAAGAAAAAAGGACCCCGUGUUGUAGAGUAUCUUUGUUCACAAUGCAGUGAGGCAUACAGUUCGACCUGUGAAUUCAAUCCUUGGUGGGCGUUGGCUCAGCAUAAGUGUCCAAAAUGCGGAAAGACUCAGGUGAGUAGAAAAAGUAUCUUUUUUUCCUUCGCGUGGAGUUCUCUCCGUCUAGAAUUUCAGAAAAUAUUGAAAAUCUUCUCAUACGAAAAAUAUAUUUCAAUGUUCAGAUUCCUCGCAUUGAUAUUAGCUCCCCUGCCAAUACUAUCGAGUACCAUCCUGCGCUUCUUUCUCAUCUUGAAGAUGGCGGUAGAGGGAAUGCCGGAUCCAUUCCUUCAAACGGUGUACGAGCUGUCGUGCCGGCGAUGCCUAUUGUAUCGCAAAUCCCUGAUGGUGCAAGCGAUGUAAAUUCUGAGUCAGACUCUGAUCUAAGCGAACUCUCGGAUGACAAUAUUUCAAUUGGUUCGUUGAAAGCAGCUGAACUGGAGUCAGAUCUGCGGUCCAUGACGCCCGCUGAACGUGCCGAGCACGAAACAUUUGGAAGCGAAUACAAGGGGCCUGUUCUCUCGGAUGAGCAUGCUUCUAAGUUGUUGAUUCUCAUGGGCCAUGCUGCAACUUGCCCUUGCCAGCAUAAACUAGAAAAGCAUAGAGAUGUGUGCAGAUCAGUGAAAUACAUGAUGCUACAUGUCCGUGACUGUCCUGGAACAACAUCAACGUUUGAUGUGUGCCCUUUUCCAUGGUGUCGCAAAGUUAAGCACCUACUAUAUCAUCUUGUCUCGUGCAAGGAGCCAGAUCAAUGCGCGAUCUGUUCGCCGAAAGAAUUGCCAAAGGGACUGAAAGGAUUGGUUGGUCUGAAUGGGCAUAGAAUGAAGAAGCACAGAGAACGUAUGAUCGCUGCUGCUAAGGCCAGCUUGGCCAAAAACACAAAAUCUAAUGCUGCAAGCAAGAAACAAACCGCAACCAAAAAAGCUGCGUCACCAAUGCAGGUAAAUAACGUUCGGAAAUCGGAUGUUGUUGCAAAAAUGCCCGUUGCAGACCAAAAUCCUGCGACGCAAAAACCAGCUCUUGGUCUUGCCCCGGCAGCAGCACUUGUCGUCUCAAAGACGGAGCCUGUAGGAAAUCAUGCUCAGUUUGUUUCACGUACUGCAAAAGCAUCAUCUAUUGGCACGGGGAGUAGCAACGAGGAGCAGAUUCAGAAAGCUGUAGCAACGGUGCCGCAUCCCGCUUUCAAAGUUGGGGUGCAACCUGGGGCACAACCUGGGGCACAAAGGAUUGUUACGGAAGAGGGCGAAAAUUUGGAUGUCUUGGAUAAUAUAUACGAGGACAUGGCGAAGAUAGACGUGGAAGCCGCUGAAGAAGUUGACUGUGGCUUUCUCGUCGCUGACGCUGUACCCACGGAGAACACUAGCGGAGCCGAUCCAGAUUUUGCAACGGCAUUGGAGCCGUCGAUGGCUCUCCCUGAAUCGAUUCAUCCUACCCCAGUGGUUGCAAUCAAAAUGGAAGGUGAUUAUCUUGGUCAUGGUCCUGAUCCGGGAUUGGGAGACCUGGACCUGUUAGGCAUGGAUCAAGAUGAUGUGUUUGCCAUAAGGGAUGACGGUAUGAACAAGGGUGGACCGGCACAACAUCCAUUGAACGAUCCGAAUCCGGAUCCGCUCGCAAGUAUCAACCACGAGAUCAUAAUCGAUCCUUCCGACAUACCUCCGUCCGUGAUGGUCCCGCCAGCUACCGACACGACCGCCUGCUGCGGCCCGAAGCAAGAAUAUUCGCAAGCUACAAAUUCCACUUCCGUUCCGCCAGCCUCGGGUGUUCCCACUGCUACUGCUGCUACUACUAUAACCUGAUAUCAAAAUAGGUGGGGGCGAGAGUUGUAUUUUGAACAAGCUAAUACUGAGUUACGGAUUAUAUAUACCAUA
This is a messenger RNA of Pseudo-nitzschia multistriata, 4953 nucleotides long. NCBI's taxonomy places the organism in Eukaryota, Bacillariophyta, Bacillariophyceae, Bacillariales, Bacillariaceae. The record is from the annotation of a GenBank genome assembly.